CCAUGGAUCGAGUCUGUACACUCAGCGACUUGGUGAAUUUAUUGCAGUCCUGCGGGCGUCUGAAAUCGCAUACUUGUUUAUAACGUAGUAGGCGAAAUAUAGUAUGCGAGGUGUAGUAUGUCUGAAUUCUCCGUAUGGAUUAGACAGUAGGCGAACGGUACCCGGAUGACAUUUUCCGAAAUGUGAAAGUGAUGGACGCUACACUCUCCCAUAACGACACACAAGCUGCAGCCUGCAACCAGUGAAGAAACGUUAUUUGCUCAGACAUUUGUGUCAAUAUGGCGGAGGAAGUGCAGUCUCUUUGCAGAUGGUCAGACAACGACACCCUGAACCUGAUCCGGUGGAGAGUGGCUAAUGAAGCCCUUUUUACUGGAAAGCGUAAUUCAUCCAUCAAAGGCUUUGAAGCUUUUGUGAGAGAGUACAAUUUGGAGGGCAAAGUGGCCGCUGCCCGUGUGAAGAGGAAGUGGGAGAAUCUUAAACAAAAGUACAAGGAUCUUAGGAACCCGUUCACUGGGGUCAGCACAGAGGGUGGUGAAGUAACAGCAGUGUCCUGGAAGUGGUAUACUGAAAUGGAUGAGGCGCUCGGGGGAAGGCCCUUAGUCAUGCCACCCACCCUGAUCGCCUCUGAUGCUUUACCAUCACCAGUGCUGCAGCACAAAAGAAGAAGGACAUCAGAUUUUGUGCUGCUCAUUAAAGAAAUAGAGGAGAGGGAGGAACACGGAGAACGAGAUGCAGAGGCAAGAGAGGAAAAGCGUCUGCAGGAGGCUGAGGAUAAGGAGGAGAGGCUGGAGCAAGAGAGGCUGGAGAGAGAAGAGAGAAGAGAAGAUGAGGCUAGAGAGAGAGAGGAGAAGAGGGACAGGGAGGCUAGAGAGAGGGAAGAGAGGAGAGAUAAGGAGGAAAACAAGGCUGUUCCAUGGAACUUUAGCAUCAUGCACAGACCCUAG
Messenger RNA from Paramormyrops kingsleyae, 944 nucleotides. Lineage: Eukaryota; Metazoa; Chordata; Actinopteri; Osteoglossiformes; Mormyridae. The record is from RefSeq and is a predicted model, not a curated record.